AAUUUAAGUGUGACAUACAUAACAUGUAUAAUGGAUAUUGUAAUCUCAUGAAACAAACUAAAUUUAAAUGCUAAAAUUACAACAAAACAACAAUUAAUCUUACACAAGGUUUUAAUCGCUAAUUUUUAUUUUUUCUUGUUAUUCAUUACAGUAAAACGUUUAGGAAAAAACCAGAAGCAGUUGUAACAACAGCAGCAGCAACAAAAAGACAAAGAACUGUGGAAAUUAUCAUAAUUCACAUGCGAGCUUAAAAUCGUCGCGCUUAAAAAAACAAAAAACUCAUUUGAGUUGUGAAAAUAAUUGUUCUCGAGUGGCAAAGUUCUUUCUUCCUUUUUUUAUGUAAAUAAAUUUUGAGCAUAGAUUAUGGAGCAGAACACGUCAAAUGUUUGUGUAGCAACGACGAGUAUAAAAUCAACAAAAGCGUUGAAAGAUGAUGCAAUCCCAAUUUAUGCCACAGUCGUCCCAUCAAGUACAAGAAAAGCGAGACAACAACAACAGCAACAGCAAGGAGAAGUCACAAAGCAAACACAACAAAAUCAACAACCUGUUUGCGGUAGUGCAAACUUACCAACUGCAUAUGACCACCGUCCAUCAAAUGUUGACGAUAACGAACGAGACGAUAACAAUUAUGAAUGUACAUCUGGAGAGUCAGAUGAUGAAUCAUUAGAGCUCUGGUCGCAUGAAAUUCCGGUCUGGAUAAAAGGCGAACAACGAUGGAUAUCAGGUGUAACAGAUCAGACAACAUGCAUUGAUUUAAUUGAAGCUUUAUUGAUCGACGAAGGUGUAAUCAAAAGCACAAAUGACAGCAAUAACAAUGCGGGAGCUACCAAUCUUUAUUCUACCAAAGUUAAUGAUUAUUUCAUAGCAGAACGUUGGCGUCGUGUCGAGCAAGUUCUUGAUCCACGAACGAAAAUUCUUAAAAUAUGGACGGCAUGGGGCGCUGAACAAUCUGAGGUCAAAUUUACGUUGAAGCGUCGCUCUGAUUCCCACCAUUCAUCACAUCAUCAAAGUCAAAGUCAGGCACAACAGACAACGACAGGUGAUCGAGACAGCGGUCGCGGAAGUCCAACAGGAAGCAUAAACAGCGCAAUUGUCAGACGACGAAGACAUAGAGCUUCACGUUCUACAUUCGCUUGGAUGACGCAUGGUCAGACGAUCCACCCGAAAUCACAGAAGAACAGCAUUGAACGGCUAAUGAAGUUGAUUUUGGAGCAAGGCGAAGUUAUUCAACAGCAAUUGGCGAAAUUGAGAGACCGCGAGCUUGAAAUAUCAACAAUUGAAGAAGAACGUCAUAAGGUUCGCGAGAAAGAGCAUGGAAAGAAUUACUUGUUGGAAACGUAUUUGAAGGGCUUACCAGAUGCUGACGAUAAACAAGAACUUGCUGCUGGUAACAGCGACUCAGGCGUUCAUACUGAAGAGACGGCAGCAUCGCCUGUGGUGCAACAUGAUGACGAAAUCAGUGACACGCUGAUACCUUUAAACGAACCGUCGUCAAGUGAUUACAAAAUCAUUGGAUCAAAGAAACGUCGCUCAAAGCGGGAACAUGAACUGAUGCUGGAACAUCAAUCAACUAAAGAAUAUUCAAGUGCAAUAAAGGAUGAAAAGAAAUCAAAAUCCGUUGAAGGUGCUGAAGCAAGUGGCAGCAAUGAUGUACCAAUAGACAGUGAAGUGGCAGCACAAAUUGACAUUCUUGAGAAGCUCAUUGUUUUGAAUAAACAUUUACAACGAGAGGAAGAGCUUUGUGUGCGACUGAGUGCAAAAAUUAAACGCUACGAAGCGGAUGCCUCGGGACUUUCAGAAGCGCAAGUAAAAGAAUCGCUGAGCCGUGUAAAUGAACAGUUAGACACAAAGAAUUACGAAAUAGCAAAAAUGGAAACAGAAAUUAAAACAUCUGACGAUGCUUUGAAUGCCAAAACGAAUUUUUUGAAAAAACUUUAUGAUGAACUGGAAGAAGCUGAGGUGGAACAGAAAAAAUCUGAGGUCAAUGCAGAAACGCCAUCGUCGCAAAUCAAAGCGGAAAAGUGUGAAGAGCUCAGCAUGAGUCGUGAAUAUUUGGCCGAAAAUAUUUACAACAUCAGUAAAAUAAUUUUAAAGAACAGUGGCCCACCUUUGAGUCAACAAACUUCCGUUGAUUUCAUUCGUCACACUCCCGACUUAUUAUCGAAUGACGUGCAGCCAAUGCCAUUGUUGAAUAAACAAGCUUAUCAAAUGCCAAACUGCUUGACAGAAAAACGAGUCAUUCAAGCGCAAAUUCACACAAUUCCAACAAGCGUUCAGCAGUCCAAAGUCACUUCCGAGGUUCCAUUGCCACUCAAUCAUCAAUGGGAACAGUGUAAAAAAUACAAUGAUGCAAUGCAAGCAUCAAUGAAUUAUCUUGCAACCAUCAACCAAAGAAUUCAGAAAAGCAAUCAUAUUGAAACAGACAUUAACAACGCUAACAAUCCAAUCAUGCAAGCUACCCAAUAUAAAUUAGGUCCAAAGAAAUUACUGAUCAAUACCCAAGUUAUAAAUAGCAAUUUGAAUAGUGUUAAUGAGAACAGAAAUAGUAUUUAUAAGCGAAGUUUAAUUUUACAUCAACCAAAUGAUUCUGCAGCUGCUUAUGGUGGUGUCGACUUGGCUGGUGAUGCUUCACAAUUAGGAACGCUCGUAUAAUGUGAGAGCGAAUGAAUGGAAGCAUUAAAAAUAAUCUCACACCCAGUUCGCAAACAUAAUUUCACUUUUUUUUUAUUUUUUUCAUUUUUGUGUGUAUCUUUCACUUGAAGCUUUUAAUUUUGGUUUUUUUGGUUGUAAAUGGGGUGAAUACGAAAGUGAUAUCACAUUUGUUUAAGUAUUGUUCAUUUAUAUUAUAUUUUCAUAUCACGUAACUUACAAACUUUCCCCACCAUCCCAAUGAAAUUUCACUCUCCAAAAUAAUCUUUUUCUAUUUGUUUGCCUAGUCACAAUUAAGUAUGUAAAAGUUUGUGUGUUUUUUAUUAAUUUUAUUAUUUUUUUGUGUCUUUAUGUUUUUACUGCAAAAAUAUUUUGAUUUUAAAAGUUUUUUUAUAUCGAAAACUUCUAAUGCUCAUCAUGUUGUGUUUUUAAUAAAGUUGCUUAGUUGAUUUGAUGAAAAA
Clunio marinus is the source of this 3110-nucleotide messenger RNA. The record is from the annotation of a GenBank genome assembly. NCBI's taxonomy places the organism in Eukaryota, Metazoa, Arthropoda, Insecta, Diptera, Chironomidae.